CCUUUAUAACCCCCAAUAGCUAACUCAUUCAACAUCACUUCCAAUUGGUCAAUACUCCCAACCUCCCACAAGGGAAAAACAAAAUUAAAUUAAAGAAAAAUUAAAAAAAAAAUAAUGGAGUUGAUAGACAUUGUAGUACUAUGCUUGGCGGCCUUCUUCCUCCGCAUGUGGUGGCGGCACUGUUCGACCACCGGCGGGGGGUCGAAGAACCUCCCGCCGGGGCCUCCCGGGUGGCCGGUCGUUGGAAACUUAUUCCAGGUCAUUCUCCAGCGCCGGCCAUUCAUAUUCGUCGUGCGCGACUUGCGCGAAAAAUACGGGCCCAUUUUCACCAUGCAGAUGGGGCAGCGCACGUUAGUGAUAAUCACCAGCUCGGAGCUGAUCCACGAGGCGCUGGUGCAGAAGGGCGCGCUGUUCGCGAGCCGGCCAGCCGACUCGCCCAUCCGGCUCAUAUUCAGCGUGGGGAAGUGCGCCAUCAACUCGGCGGAGUACGGCCCGCUGUGGCGGUCCCUCCGCCGCAACUUCGUGACGGAGCUGAUAAACCCGGCGAGGAUCAAGCAGUGCAGCUGGAUACGGAAGUGGGCGAUGGAGAACCACAUGAGCCGGCUCAGGGAGGAGAGUUCUCGGCUCGGCUACGUUGAAGUUAUGAGCAACUGUCGGCUCACGAUUUGCAGUAUUCUUAUCUGCUUGUGUUUUGGUGUGAAAGUUUCUGAAGAAAAAAUCAAAGUUAUCGAGAGCGUGUUGAAAGAUGUGAUGAUAAUGACGCUGCCGAAGCUGCCGGACUUCCUGCCGGUGCUCACGCCGCUGUUCCGCCGCCAGGUGAAGGAGGCGAGGGAGCUGAGGAGGCGGCAGCUGGAUUGCCUGGUGCCGCUGCUGCGAGACAGGCGGGCCUUCGUGGAGAGCGGAGGCGACGCUAGCUCGACGGCGGCGGAGAUGGCCAGCCCGUUCGGCGCGGCUUAUAUAGACUCGUUGUUCGGGCUGGAGCCGCCGGGGAGAGGGAAGCUUGGGGAGGAAGAGAUAAUUACGCUGUGCUCGGAGACGAUUAACGCCGGCACCGACACCAGCGCCACCACGCUCGAGUGGGCCCUACUGCAUUUGGUGCUGAAUCAAGAAAUCCAGGAGAAACUGUACAACGAGGUGGUGGACUGCGUCGGAAAAGAUGGGCCGGUGACGGAAAGUGACGUCGAGAAAAUGACGUACCUCGGAGCUGUGGUGAAAGAAACUUUCCGGCGACACCCACCUAGCCAUUUUCUUCUCUCACAUGCAGCCACGGAAGAAAUCGAGCUGGGCGGGUACAAAAUUCCGGCGGACGUGAACGUGGAGUUCUACACAGCGUGGCUGACGGAGAACCCGGAGAUGUGGGAGAACCCUAGCGAAUUCCGGCCGGAGAGAUUCCUCACCGGCGACGGAGUAGAGGUUGACAUCACCGGAAUGAGGGGGGUGAAGAUGCUGCCGUUCGGGGCUGGCCGGAGAAUAUGCCCGGCGUGGAGUUUGGGUACGCUGCAUGUGAACCUCAUGCUGGCGAAGCUGGUCCAGGCUUUCAAAUGGAUCCCCAUUCCGGGUUGCCCGCCCGACCCGGCUGAGACUUUUGCAUUCACUGUUGUCAUGAAGGAUCCACUGAAAGCAGUAAUUCUGGCCCGGACAAAUAUUUGAAUUAUUUCUUUGGUGCGGCCCGGCCCGGCCCGUCUGAGCAAUUCCACGUGAACCCCUAUCGCAGUAUAUUGAAUGCUAUUAUUAUAUAUAUACUUUGAUCUGUUUAAUUUUAAUAUAGCUUUUUAUUUUUAUUUUAUCUUUUCUGCUUAAUUUAAACAAAUAUUUAAAGUGUGUUUUUUUUAGUAUUUUUCUUUUGUUAAAUCUGAUAUUUCUGUAUGUAAAAGUGCUUAAUUUGUUCUAAGCUCAAUAUAUAUAUAAUAUAAUAUUAUUAUUUUUUAUAUUUAUGUAACUUUCACUAUAUUGAAUCUUUUCUUGAAAUAAUUUAUAGCAUUUUCUAUUAAGUAAAUGAGUUUAUAUAUAUGUAAUUUUGUU
Molecule: messenger RNA, 2022 nt
Organism: Erythranthe guttata (spotted monkey flower)
Lineage: Eukaryota; Viridiplantae; Streptophyta; Magnoliopsida; Lamiales; Phrymaceae
Gene: CYP77B1
Product: cytochrome P450, family 77, subfamily B, polypeptide 1
Molecular function (GO): heme binding; oxidoreductase activity, acting on paired donors, with incorporation or reduction of molecular oxygen; monooxygenase activity
Source: RefSeq, a predicted model, not a curated record